Suncus etruscus (white-toothed pygmy shrew) is the source of this 981-nucleotide messenger RNA. RefSeq names its product serine protease 38 (gene PRSS38). The annotation marks the transcript as partial. Gene Ontology annotation, biological process: proteolysis. Gene Ontology annotation, molecular function: serine-type endopeptidase activity. Lineage: Eukaryota; Metazoa; Chordata; Mammalia; Eulipotyphla; Soricidae. The record is from RefSeq and is a predicted model, not a curated record. The transcript has 6 exons.
AUGGCCUCGGCGCGGUCCCCAGACCCUCGCGCCCCUCGGGCCCCGCAGCUCCUGCUCCUGCUCCUGCUCCUGCUCCUGUCCCCCGGCUCUGCUGCCACCACGGCCCUGGGACCCGGCCCCAGUCAGGCGGGGGCCCUGCCGAGACCCCCAAACUGCGGCCGCCCACGUUUGCAGGGAAAGGUGCUGGGGGGCACCGAUGCCCCAGAGGGCAAGUGGCCUUGGCAGGCCAGUCUGCACUACAUAGGCUCCCAUAUCUGCGGUGCCUCCAUCAUCAGCUCUCACUGGGUGCUGACAGCAGCCCACUGUUUCGAAAAGAACUGGAACAUCAAAGCCUAUGAUGUGUACGUGGGACUGGUGAACCUUCAGGUCCGUGGGAAAUACACCCAGUGGUUUGAGAUACACACGGUGAUCCUGCAUCCCACCUACAAGCUGUUCCACCCUAUCGGGGGUGACAUUGCCCUAGUACAGCUGAAAACCAGCAUCGUGUUCUCUGACUUCGUGCUUCCUGUCUGCCUGGCCCCCCCAGAUGUGCAACUUAGCAAUCUCACUUGCUGGGCUACCGGAUGGGGAAUUGUGUCUCAACAAGGUGACACCUCCUCCAUGCUGCAGGAGGCUCGCCUACCUCUGAUCCCGAAACUUCUGUGCCAGCUGCUCUACAGCUACAUGUCCUAUGUUCUGCCAGACAUGCUGUGUGCUGGAGACCUGGAAGAUCUGAAGACCGUGUGUGAGGGUGACUCUGGGGGUCCACUGGUCUGUGAAUUCAACAACAUAUGGAUGCAGGUUGGAUCUGUGAGCUGGGGCCAUGGCUGCCUGGCCCCGGUGUACCCUGCGGUUUAUGCCCGAAUCUCCUACUUCUCCAAGUGGAUCAGAGACCAAGUAGAAAAGACACCCCCACCUCCACAGCCUCUGCCUCUGCCAGCUUUGUCCCCCACUCGGGGCACCACUGUCAGCGUCCUUCUGGCAGUACUCAGAGGUUACUCC